UCUUUUUCUCCAUCGUCCAUCAAUUUCGUCAGGCUCCAAAGAUUCUCCUCUCUUCCGCCAUCUGCAGAAUUAGAUUGAUAAGCUUCUUGAUUAUGUGAUUAUCGUCAGAAUCGUGAUUAUGUGAUUAGAUUCUCCUCUCUUCCGCCUUUAUGAUUGGAAUCGUGCUUCCCUCACGAUUCCGAGCUUCAUAGUGUCUUCACGAUUCAUCAAAGUAGUGAGUUUGUUUGAGUGGGAGAAAACGAUGUGGACCAAUGUUUUCACAAUUGGGGGUCUACAUAAUGUUUCUUGGUUUCAGUUUCUUCCAAGUGAAGCUGAGCUCAAUCCUAGCUCUGAUACAAGAGGUGAGCAGAAUGAUGUUGCGACAUAUCUUGUGCUUUCAUCUCAUCUUCGGUUGCAGAAGGAAGGCUUUCUUACCACAUGGACCAAUCACUGAUAAAGCUCAGGCUGGUUAGAUGAAAAGAUCAAGCUUUGGCGUAUCAGAAUGUUGAUGUCAGAGAUGUUAUUAAUUACUUGUGGUUCUAUUGUUUGGCUUGAUUGAGAUUGUUGUCUACCUUGCAGUAGAGAGAGAGAGAGAGUGAAGACAGAUUAUAUGUCCCUGAUACUUGUAAGAUUGGAAGAGUUAGAUCUCAUUGGUAGAGAUGAUGAACAGAAGUUCUUAUCAAGUGCUGAUUUUCUUGUGACCAAUGCAAUGCCGAGUUUGAUUACAAAUAUGCAAAGUGCUGUCAGUGAAGUUCUUAAAGGAAUGCAGUUAAAGGAUGUAAUCACCACAAGAGUUCUACAAGAAACCUUGUCACGGAUUGUGGAUGAGUUCAUGUGCACUGGCAGUCCACAUCACUGGGUUGAUUAUCUAAUGAUGCCUCAAGACACAAAGCUUUCAAGAAACACAAGUGUUGGCUCUUCUGAUGAAACUGUGAGCAAGUUUCAUCAACUUAUGGUCGAAUAGCAUUUAUAAUAUAUGACAUAUUUUCUCUUUUUAUUGUUAAGG
Raphanus sativus (radish) is the source of this 985-nucleotide messenger RNA. Its product is annotated as peroxisome biogenesis protein 3-2-like. The transcript is spliced from 5 exons. Gene Ontology annotation, molecular function: protein-macromolecule adaptor activity. The record is from RefSeq and is a predicted model, not a curated record. Gene Ontology annotation, cellular component: peroxisomal membrane. Gene Ontology annotation, biological process: protein import into peroxisome membrane. Lineage: Eukaryota; Viridiplantae; Streptophyta; Magnoliopsida; Brassicales; Brassicaceae. The coding region runs from base 590 to 943 and encodes 117 amino acids.